Uloborus diversus is the source of this 489-nucleotide messenger RNA. Its product is annotated as cuticle protein 10.9-like. The transcript is spliced from 3 exons. Gene Ontology annotation, molecular function: structural constituent of chitin-based larval cuticle. Lineage: Eukaryota; Metazoa; Arthropoda; Arachnida; Araneae; Uloboridae. The record is from RefSeq and is a predicted model, not a curated record. The coding region runs from base 1 to 459 and encodes 152 amino acids. Gene Ontology annotation, cellular component: chitin-based extracellular matrix.
AUGUUCAAGCUCGCCGUUAUCGUCGCUUUGGUAGCUGUGACCGUCGCCGUCCCUUACGGUCGAUCAUAUGGUGCCCCACAUUACGCCGCACCACGACACUACGCAGCCCCUGCAUACAGCGCCCCUGCUCCCCACUACGGAGGAUAUGGACAUGAUUACGCUGUACCCACCCCAUACGACUUCGGAUACGACAUUGCUGGUGACUACGGUGAAUUCAAGCAAAACCGCAAGGAAAGCAGCGAUGGCAAGGGCAAUGUCCAAGGAAGCUACGGAUACACCGAUGCUCACGGUAUCUACAGGCAAGUCGAUUACGUUGCUGAUGCCCAUGGUUUCCGUGCCAAUGUAAAGACCAACGAACCUGGAACCGACAACCAGAACCCAGCUGAUGUUGCUAUCUAUGCUACUCCUGCUCACUACAGUGCCCCAGCCCCUCACUAUGGCGGAUAUCCACGAUAUUAGAUAUAAAUUAUUGACUAUUCUAUUCUAAUC